This is a messenger RNA of Sinocyclocheilus rhinocerous, 695 nucleotides long. RefSeq lists its product as uncharacterized. The coding region runs from base 33 to 695 and encodes 220 amino acids. Lineage: Eukaryota; Metazoa; Chordata; Actinopteri; Cypriniformes; Cyprinidae. Gene Ontology annotation, cellular component: cytosol. The record is from RefSeq and is a predicted model, not a curated record. The transcript is spliced from 3 exons.
UGAAGACGAGUUCACUACAAGAUCCAAGAAACAUGAAGACCUCGACCCUCCUGUGUCUUUGUUUCUUAGGUUUCAGUUACAGUCUGGCAGUGGAGGAUGUGUAUGAAUAUCUGUGGGAGAAGAAUAAAGACAUCGCCAGUAAAACAAUCGAGUUGGACUUCCUGAGACAAAUGGAGAACGGCAGCCUGCAGGCGGAGCGAUACGUCAACUUCACCAUACAAGACAUCGGCUAUCUACUGAAAGUCACCAAGAUGUUGAAGAGAAUGAGUGCAAAAGUAGCUCUGCCCAAUGACAUCAAGAACUUCAUGAAAGGCAGAUACUCGAGCUACAAAAGUUUUGCAGACUUCCUGCUCAAACAAUACUUUUUCAAGGGUGAGCCUCCCAUUCAGCAAACUCCAGCUAUGAAGAAGUAUCUUUCGUUCUACAGAAACCUGAUGGACAAUGAUGAGCCGCUGUACUUUGCUGUGGGUCUUCUGCCCUGCUCCAGACUCUGGGUUUGGCUGGCAGAUAAUCUCAACAUUCCUUCAACCAAUGCCUACUACACUUGGAAGGUGGGAAAUAUGGGCGGCCAUCCUGAGAAACACUACAAAGCUCUGCUGAAUAAUUAUCUCAACACACCUGAGAAAGUGGCGAAGGCUAAUGCUGUAUUCCGCGCUCAGAUUCAGAAUGAGCACGAUUUCUUCUUCUCAUCUUGA